Rubroshorea leprosula is the source of this 6249-nucleotide messenger RNA. The record is from the annotation of a GenBank genome assembly. NCBI's taxonomy places the organism in Eukaryota, Viridiplantae, Streptophyta, Magnoliopsida, Malvales, Dipterocarpaceae.
AUCGACAAAACCACGACGCAGAUCUUGAUAUCGUAAACCCUAGAAAUCGAGAAAAUCACUGCUGUUUGAUCUGAUCAGAAGCUGCAAGGUUUCGCUUGGAGGAAGUGAUGGUCUGGGAUGACCAUCGGUUUCUUAAUUGUGUUGUUAUGAGGUCUUAAUUGUUGUGUGAAUCUUGGUUGGAAGUAUGAACAUAGUGAAGGGGGUCGCAGACCUUCUUCGAAGGACGUCUAGUGGCCAAACCGGCGAAUCCAAUUCGGGUUCGCAAGCUGAUAGGUUCUCUCCUCCUGCUCCAAGGAUCCGCUUCAGUGAAAUAGGUGAUGAGGCAGUGUUGAACACGUUGUGGGGGAGAUAUGAAAAUGCUGUUGACAAGGUUGAAAAGAGAAAGAUGUUUCAUGUUUUCCUGAAGCAAUUCUUGAUGGUAUUCAAUAACUGGAAACCUGUUAAUGGGGGCCAGCUCCCUGAGGGUGAUUCAGCAACUGUUCGAUCAACAGAGUAUUUAUCAGUUUUUGGGUGCUUUGCUGGACAUCCCGCUGAAGUCAUUUUGGUACUGAUUGAAGAGGUCACACAACUAACUACUUUGGUCUCUGAGUUGAAUACUAGUGUGAUGCGCACAACAACAGACUUGCAAUUGGCUUCCAUAAGUUUGAUCAUCACUUCUGAGGGGUUGCCUGUUUUGGAAGCUUUGACAAUUAUUAUUCGGUCAAUGUAUAAUUGCAGAGUUUUUGGCUAUUAUGGUGGAGUUCAGAAACUCACAGCAUUAAUGAAAGGGGCAGUUGUCCAACUCAAAACAAUGGCUGUUUCACUUUCCACAGAUGAAAACUUGUCUAAUGUAAUAUCAGACAGUAUUGGACUAUUGCAUCGAGUCCUUGUGCAUGUGGUGUCUAUAAUAUGUAGCUUUAUUGAUUUAAAUUCAGAUGUAUAUGAGAAGGCUCAGUUGUACAGUAAUACCAUGGAAUUUUCUGUAACCUGUGGUGCACCUUCAGUUGACUCAUCUAGAAGUGUAAAGGAUCCUUUUUCUGAAACAUGGCUGCAUUGGCAUCAGAAGGCAGUUCUCUCAGUGAUGGAAGCUGGUGGGCUUAAUUGGUUAGUAGAACUGUUGCGAGUCAUCAGACGGUUGAGUAUGAAAGAACAGUGGAUUGACUUGUCACUUCAGUACUUGACUUUGAGAACCCUUCUUGUAGCAUUGUCUGCUAAUCCACGUGGUCAAAAUCAUUUUAAAAGUAUAGGGGGGCUUGAAGUUCUAUUGGAUGGACUUGCACUUCCAUCAAUUAAAGUUGUUAUGAAGAAUCUGUCUCAUUUUGAUAUUGGCAGAGAUGAAAACCCUUUGCUGAAAAUUUUCCAGCUCCAUGUUCUUUCUUUGGAAGUUCUUAGGGAGGCUGUGUAUCCUACAGAUCAGUUCUCUUGCAUGCCUACUUGUACAUUUUUCUGCAACUUAUACAGCUUUGGGAAUUUGAAUAACCUGCAGUUCCUAUGUGAAAAUGGAAGAGUUCAUAAAUUUGCUAAUAGCUUUUGUUCACCUGCUUUCAUGCUUCAAGAGUACAAGCAACAGAUGAAGGAUGAUACUGAAAUGUCCAUUUUUGACUUCAAAUUUGAAAAUAAUGUUGACAAUCAUAUGGCAGAGAGCUCUAUUGUAUGUCCUAAUAAUUCUUCUAAUGCUCGCCAAUGGAAUGAUAUUGUUGUCCAGUUGAGCAGAGUACUUUGUUCCUUCCUCUGUGAACCAGAAGAUGCUAAAUCUUGUCUUGGUCAAGUUACUAAUAGUCGAAUUCCUGUCGCAAUUUCUUCUGUGCAUGUUGAACUUUCAAUUAGAUGGGUCAUGAGGGUUCUUCUUACAGUUUUCCCAUGCAUUAAGGCAUGCUCGUAUCAAAAUGAAAUGCCAAACUAUUUAAGGGUGUUUGUCAGUACCCUGCAGCACUUUGUUCUCAGUGCUUUCAGAAAGGCUCUUGUUUCAGCACCUGCAUUGCUUGAAGUGUUCCGCAAAGAAGGGGUAUGGGACCUUGUCUUCUCCGAGAAUGUUUUCUAUUUUGGACCAGAUUCAGAUGAACAAACUGAAGAGUGUUGUCCAUUUGAAGACAGCUCUGCUAAUAGUAAUAAGCUUGAAAAACAUUCUUUGGUUGGCAUCACUGGUCAAAGAAAAUCUAGUGGGGUUGAAGUUCUUCAGAUGGAAGUGAUUUCAUUGGUGGAACUAGCUGCAACUUGUAAUGGAAGUGCUCAUAACUUGCCUGAAUGUUCUGCUUUGUUAGAUUCCCUAGAACAAUCUGCUUGUAAUCCUGAGAUUGCUAACAUUCUUGCAAAAAGUCUGCUUCGAGUAUUACAACUUUCAGCUGAGAAAACUACUGCAUCCUUCAAGGCGCUUAAUGCAGUUUCCCGGGCACUUAAAGUUGCUUGCAUUCAAGCCCAAGAAUCUAGAAGGCUUGGAUAUAAAAGCCCUGCUUUUGAGAGAGAUCAUGAGGUGGUUCCACCUCAUAGCCAUCAGGGAUCUGAUUCAUGCGAGAUAAGCCAGAGUUGGCAUAAAUGCAUGAAAGCAUGUAUUGAGCUCUUUAUGGAAUUUUGCUCAAUGGCUGAUGAUGCAAGACAUUUGGUUCUGCAUGACUCUACUUGUGUUGAUUGUUUGUUUGAUUUGUUUUGGGAGGAAGGUUUGAGAAAUGUUGUGCUUGCGAACAUUCUUGACCUUUUGAAGAUCACACCACUAUCUGAAGAAGAUCAAAAAGCAAAAUUGCAAUUAUGUUCAAAAUAUUUAGAAACAUUCACUAGAAUGAAGGAUCUUGGAAAAAACUUUGUUGUAUUGUCUGUUGAUCUAUUGGCUGGAAUGAGAAAUAUGCUCCAAACUGAUCCAGUGCAUUACCAGGCUUUAUUUCGUGAUGGGGAAUGCUUUCUGCAUGUUGUGUCUUUACUAAAUGGUAAUCUUGAUGAGUCAAAUGGGGAGAAGUUGGUAUUGAAUGUCCUUCAAACUCUUACUUGUCUGCUCGCUGGAAAUGAUGCCUCAAAGGCUGCAUUUAGAGCUCUAGUUGGAAAGGGUUAUCAGACAUUACAGAGUCUGCUGUUGGACUUCUGCCAGUGGUGUCCAAGUGAAGCACUUUUAGGCGCACUUCUUGAUAUGCUUGUUGAUGGAAAGUUUGAGAUAAAAGGAAGUCCUCGUAUAAAGAAUGAAGAUGUGAUCAUACUCUACUUGAGCGUUCUACAGAAGAGCAGUGAGUCAUUGCAGCAUCAUGGGCUCAAUGUGAUUCUGCAACUGCUUAGGGAUUCCCUCUGUAACCAAGCUUCAUGCGUCAGGGCCGGAAUGCUCAGUUUUCUUCUUGAUUGGUUUGUGCAAGAAGCUAAUGAUGGUGUUAUUUUGAAAAUCACCCAACUUAUUCAGGUCAUUGGUGGGCAUAGCAUAUCUGGAAAGGACAUUCGCAAAAUCUUCUCUCUCCUCCGAAGUGAAAAAGAGGAGACUCGGCAUAAGUACCACUCAUUAUUGUUAACCAGUGUCUUGGCAAUGCUAAAUGAAAAGGGACCAACUACCUUCUUUGAUCUCAACGGAAAUGACUCUGGCAUCAUGAUCAAAACGCCCCUGCAGUGGCCUCUCAAUAAAGGUUUUUCUUUUUCAUGUUGGCUUAGGGUAGAAAACUUCCCUGGCACUGGGACAAUGGGCCUUUUCAAAUUUCUUGGAGAAAAUGGAAGGGGGUGCUUAGCAGUGCUUUCUAAGGACAAGCUUAUUUAUGGGUCAAUCAAUCUGAAGCGUCAGUGUGUUCAGAUGAAUGUUAAUCUUGUGAAGAAGAGAUGGCAUUUCCUUUGUAUUACACAUAGUAUUGGAAGACCAUUUUCUGGGGGUAGCCUUUUGAGGUGUUACAUUGACGGUGAUCUUGUAUCUUCAGAAAGAUGCAGAUAUGCAAAAGUUAAUGAAUUAUUGACAAGCUGCUCCAUUGGCACAGAAGUUAUUUUGCCUCAGAAUGAAGGAGAUAACGCUCUGGAUCACAUUCAAGAUUCAUUUCCUUUUUUAGGUCAGAUUGGUCCUGUGUAUUUGUUUAGCGAUGCCCUUUCUUCUGAGCAAGUGCACUCAGUGUAUUCCCUGGGACCAAGCUAUAUGUACUCUUUCCUUGAUAAUGAAGUCACACCUUUCUCUGAUAACCCAUUGCCUGGUGGAAUUCUUGAUGCUAAAGAUGGUCUUGCGUCCAAAAUUAUAUUUGGAAUCAAUGCACAGGCAAGUGAUGGCAGAAAAUUGUUUAAUGUCUCUCCAGUACUGGAUCAUACGUUGGAUAAGAAUUCAUUUGAGGCAACUAUAUUGGUUGGUACACAGUUAUGUUCUAGACGCUUGCUCCAACAGAUAAUUUACUGUGUUGGUGGUGUAUCAGUGUUUUUCCCUCUUAUCACUCAGUCUGAUAGAUAUGAAGAUGAAGAAAGUGAAGUUUCUGAAAACACACUGAUUAUGCCUAUCAGUAAAGAGCGCAUGACGGCUGAGGCUAUUGAGCUAAUAGCUUCUAUCUUGGACGAGAAUUUAGCAAAUCAACAACAAAUGCAUCUUCUUUCUGGAUUUUCAAUACUGGGAUUUCUAUUGCAGUCAGUUCCACCCAAGCAACUGAAUUUGGAAACACUUUCAGCAUUGAAGCAUUUGUUUAAUGUUGUGGUGAACUGUGGUUUGUCAGAGUUGUUGGUGAAAGAUGCUAUGUCUGGCAUUUUUCUCAAUCCCCUAAUCUGGCUUUACACAGUUUACGAGGUGCAACGAGAUCUGUACAUGUUUCUUGUCCAACAGUUUGAUAAUGAUUCAAGAUUGCUGAAGAGUCUAUGCCAGCUCCCACAUGUUAUUGAUAUAAUACGGCAGUUCUACUGGGAUAAUGCAAAAUCUAGGUUUGCAAUUGGAGGCAAGCCUCUUCUACAUCCUGUUACCAAACAAGUUGUUGGAGAAAGACCCAGUAGAGAAGAAAUACGUAAAGUCCGCCUUCUUUUGUUAAGUCUUGGUGAAAUGAGUCUCAGGCAAAACAUUGCACCAGCAGAUAUAAAAGCUCUUGUAGCCUUCUUUGAAACAAGCCAAGAUACAACAUGCAUUGAGGAUGUACUACAUAUGGUCAUUCGUGCUGUUUCUGAAAAGUCAUUUCUUGCUCCCUUCCUUGAACAAGUUAAUCUGCUUGGCGGCUGUCACAUAUUUGUGAAUCUUCUACAGAGGGAAUAUGAACCUAUCAGAUUGCUUAGCUUGCAAUUCCUUGGAAGACUUUUGGUUGGUUUUCCAUCUGAGAAGAAGGGCUCGAGAUUUUUCAAUCUUGCUGUUGGAAAGUCUAAAUCCAUUUUAGAAAAUAACAGGGGAAUUAGUUCAAGGAUGCCAGCAAUCUUCUCAGCUAUAUCUGAUCGGUUGUUUAAAUUCCCACAAACAGAUAAUGUGUGUGCUGCCUUGUUUGAUGUUCUUCUAGGUGGUGCCAGCCCCAAACAGGUAUUACAGAAACACAAUCAGGCUGAUAAGCGGAGAAGUAAAGGAAAUAGUUCUCACUUUUUCCUUCCCCAGAUUUUAGUUGUUAUUUUCAAAUUUUUGUCUGGCUGUGAGGAUGCCUCUGCGAGAAUGAAAGUUAUCAGUGAUUUACUCGAUCUUCUUGAUUCAAAUCCUUUGAAUAUUGAAGCUCUGAUGGAAUAUGGAUGGAAUGCUUGGCUAGCAGUUUCUGUAAAGCUGGACGUGGUAAAGGAGUACAGGCUUGAGUCAAGAAAUCCAAGUGACAGUGAAAUAAAUGAGCAAAAAUAUGUGAGGAGCUUUUUCUCUGUUGUGCUUUGUCACUACAUUCAUUGCAUAAAAGGUGGUUGGCAGCAGUUAGAAGAUACAGUAAAUUUCCUGCUUCUGCACUGUGAACAAGGUGACAUAGCUUAUCGGUACUUUCUUCGAGAUAUAUUUGACGACUUGAUUGGGAGGCUGCUGGGCUUGUCUUCUGAGGAGAAUAUUUUUAUUUCACAACCCUGUCGGGAUAAUACAUUAUAUCUCCUGCGGCUGGUUGAUGAAAUGCUCAUUUCUGAAAUUGACAACAAAAUUCUGUUUCCAGCUAAUAUCACUGAAUUUUCUCUGGAUUCUUUGGAGGAAGAAAGUCAGAAAGAUUAUAAUUCUGUGUUAUAUGAGGUCUUGCAAGGAGAAUUUGAUGAGAUAAUACCAAGGUAGGGCCAACUUGAUAUUCAUUCCUUUUUUUUCCUGAAACUGAUAUUGAACUUUAUAUCUAAUAUGUCUUAUCUGUUUAUGCAUCAACUUGUUUGGCAUAAAAUCUGGUGGAGUAAAAUAUUAAAUAAAAAUUCUUGGGGCUU